Messenger RNA from Clarias gariepinus (North African catfish), 4288 nucleotides. RefSeq names its product ADAM metallopeptidase domain 19b (gene adam19b). Gene Ontology annotation, molecular function: metalloendopeptidase activity. The coding region runs from base 172 to 2913 and encodes 913 amino acids. The record is from RefSeq and is a predicted model, not a curated record. The transcript has 23 exons. Lineage: Eukaryota; Metazoa; Chordata; Actinopteri; Siluriformes; Clariidae. Gene Ontology annotation, biological process: membrane protein ectodomain proteolysis.
UCUAAAAGGCAGAAGGAGAUGCGCGCGCUGCUUUUACCGGAUUGCACAUGAAACAUAUAAAGCAUGGCUAAGGUUAGAGGCAGAUAACUGACCCCGCGUGUGUGUGUGUGUGUGUGUGAGCACGCUCGUGCUGACUGCAGUCUCCGUGGAUCUGCGGUAUCACCGGUCAGGAUGGCGAGGCGCGUGCGCGUGGAGGACCGCUUGUUUCGCGCGACAUCACCGCUACACAGCGCGCGCUCUUUCACCGUUUCUUUCUUUCUCCUUUUACAAUGCGCUUUUUUCUGCCACAACCCGGCGCACGCGGGCGUGCUGAGCGGUUUGGAAAAGUAUGAGGUGACUUAUCCACAGUGGAUGAACCCCAGAAGCAAAAGAGACGCUCAUACACACAUGGAGCAUCCUCCAGAGGCAGACAUCAAGAUUACCGCAGAGGGAACGGAGCUGAUCCUACAACUACAGAGGAAUCAAGAGCUCUUGGCCACCAACUAUCAAGAGAUAUGGUACGGUCCAAAUGGUUCACGCUAUUUCUCCAAGCCAUCCAGUACGGAUCACUGUUAUUACCAUGGCACAGUGAGAGGAGCCGAGGACUCCAGUGUUGUUCUCAGCACCUGUUCUGGACUCAGUGGCAUGAUUGCUUUGAACCACAGUGCGGUGUACAUGAUCGAGCCUCUGGCCAAUCACAGUGUCUCUCGGGGCCAUGCAGUGUUCCGUGCUGAGAGCCUGAAAAUACCCAUGAGCACCUGCAACCAACACUAUGGAGGGCAGAACCGCACAGACAAGCUGAGCGAGCUGGUCGGUGGAAUCGCACUAGCCGGUCAUGGCACCAGGGAAAAGAGAGACGUCAGCCGCAGUAUGAAGUAUGUGGAGCUGAUGGUGGUGGCUGAUCACGCUGAGUUUCUCAAGCACGGUCGUGAUCUGGAAAAGACCAAGACAAAGCUACUUGAAGCUGCUAACUAUGUGGACAAGUACUACAAAGCACUGAACAUCCGUGUAGCCCUGAUCCAGCUGGAGAUUUGGAACGAUGGCGAUAAGAUCAGCAUCACGGAGAACCCUUACAAGACCCUGGAGGCCUUCCUGACCUGGAGGAGGAAGCAGUUGGGACAGCUGCCCAAUGACAACGCACAGCUCAUCACGGGUUUAUCAUUCCAUGGUACCACUAUAGGACUGGCUCCUCUUAAAGCCAUGUGCUCAGAAUACCAGUCAGGAGGCGUAAACUCGGACCAUUCUGAAAAUGCAGUCGGAGUCGCGGCUACCAUGGCUCAUGAGAUGGGGCAUAAUUUUGGAAUGAACCAUGACAGUGAUCACUGCUGCAAGGCCCUGCCAGAGGAGGGAGGAUGCAUCAUGGCUGCAGCUACUGGACACCCGUUCCCUCGUGUCUUUAACCAGUGUAACCAGGAAGAGCUGAAGCGCUAUUUGAGCUCAGGUGGUGGCAAAUGCCUGUUCAAUCUACCAAACACUCGGGUUAUGUACGGAGGCCAGCGCUGUGGCAACGGCUACCUCGAGGAAGGGGAGGAGUGUGACUGUGGAGAUGUGGACGAAUGUUCCAGUCCAUGCUGUAACGCUAAUAACUGUACGCUGAAAGCGGGAGCCGAGUGUGCCCAUGGAGUUUGCUGCGAGAACUGCAAGUUGAAGAGCCCUGGAGUGCUUUGCCGCUCUUCGUCAGGUUCCUGUGACCUGCCCGAGUACUGUGAUGGUAAAUCAGAGUCCUGCCCUGCUAAUUUCUACCUGAUGGAUGGCAGCUCCUGUGCGCAUGGCCAAGCUUACUGUUACACAGGCAUGUGUUCCACCCUGGAGCAGCAGUGCCUCUCCCUUUGGGGAAAAGAUGCCCGAUCUGCUCCGGAUCUGUGUUUUACUGAGGUUAACAAGGCUGGAGAUACCUACGGAAACUGUGGCAAAAACCUCAUGGGUGAAUACAGAAAGUGCACUGAGAGGAAUGCUAAAUGCGGGAAGAUACAGUGUUUGAGUGCUGCCGUGAAGCCCAUUGAAGCCAACGCUGUCGCCAUAGACACUACCAUCCGCUUUGGCGACCGUAAGGUCUUUUGUCGAGGUACACAUGUGUACCGGCCUGGCAAGGAAGAGGAAGGUGUGGGAGAUACACUGGAUCCUGGGCUGGUUAUGACCGGAACCAAGUGUGGGGACAAUGCGAUUUGUUUUGGUGGGGAGUGUCGCAACGCAUCCUUCCUGCGAGCGGAUAAGUGCAGCGCCAAGUGUCAUGGCCAUGGGAUGUGUAACAACAAUCAUAACUGCCACUGUGACCCAGGCUGGGCACCGCCUUACUGUAAUCAAGCGGGAUAUGGUGGAAGCAAGGACAGUGGCCCUGUGCAACCAAAAAGUAACUUACUGGUUCUUCUGGUGCUCCUCCCUGUGGCUCUCGCCUUGGGAUUGGGAACGCUUUUCCUCCGUUGGUGCUAUAAGAGGAAGCUUCAUUCUUUGAAAGAUGUGGCUCAUCACCCUCAUCAAAUAACUGUUAGUGUCCCAGCUUCAUCAGGUUCCAAAGCACCCUCUAUCGGUCAUGCCAACCCAACAUUCCAGCUAAACAAAACUAACAUGGACAAAACGGCGGCUAACCAGCAGGCAAAUUCUGUGGGUACACCAAGAUCGAGAAAUUCGGCUGUUCGGCCAGUGGUCAAACCACCGCCAGUUCCAGCCUACGCGCCACAGCAGAAGAGUCCUCCACUCUCAGAGCCAAGCUCCAGCUCUUCCCCAUCUCCAUCUGUAGCACCUAAACCCAGACCAAACCCUCCAAGCAGACCCCCUCCACCUCGUCCUGUUACCAAACCCAAUCUGAUCACAAAGGAGGACCCAUUAAGAAAAGGCCCUCAAGUAUCACCAGCUGUGUUGCAGAAAGGGAAGGCCAAUCUGGCGCCCUCUGCUGGAAAUCUCAGGAAUCCCACUGAAAGCAGUGGAAAAAGCUGAGGCUUUCUUAUACUGGGAAAAAAAGGGCAUUACUCUUCUAUGCAUGGGACCCCUAAAAUGGCAUACUGGAGCAACAAGCAACUUUUCCACGAUGUGAACCAGGGCUGUGGAGACUGCCAGCGUUCAACACCAUGUUUGCCUACUACACUUUAAAACUAAAGUGUAAUAUACUUGUUGCAUUUAACUUUGUUUCAGUACUCUUUUGAGGUUCAUGUGCCAUAUUUGUACAGUUUAUUUUAUACCUAUUUAUUACAAAGGCUGUACUGAAGAGAAACCCUGGAAGUUGCCCCUGAAGUUUUCAGAUGUUGCCUUUCAUCAUGAGCAUUCAGAAUACUGAGAAUGCUUAUCUAAAGUGCAUUGCACACAGUAUUAAAAACAAUGACACGUUGUGUAAGCAACACACAUUAACUGGAAUAUGGACCUGAGUUUUGCACUUGGUAUAUGAAAAAAGGAAAUGUAUAGCAAUAAUAGUCAGGAUAUGUUGAUUUAUUGUACAGUGUUAUUACAGUAGAAUGUGAUCCUCUCUACUGCAUUUUAUUUUAUGGCUAAAUUUAUCAGGAGAAUAAUUGCAAAAUGCUGGACUUAUGUGUAUAUCAUUAACCCAGUUUCGGCAUUUUAUUCUCUUUACCUGUUCCAUUUGAGAGAACUUGACAAAAUGCACCUUAGGCUGUUUACAGUAAGGGCAUCAGGGAAUGUACAGUUAAGACAUAGUGAAUCAUAAGAUCAAAACUUUUAGCUUUUUAAAAAAUUUUUUGUUAUCAUAAGGAAUUUAGGUUGUCUAGAAGAUAUUUCAUCCUAAUGCCACCACAGUCCAUAUAGCUGUUUCAGGAUUAUACUGUGUUAUUGAGUUCAUAAAAGUCAGCCAAAAUGUACAAAAGGCAUGUACCAAAACGCAAGUGUCUUCAAUCUGUUUAUCCCUGUAAUUACUACCUGGUGUAAUCUAAUGUAAUCUAAAAUAGAUUUUGUAAUUUUUUUUUUUGCUUUUAAAUGAAAAAUUUUAAAGCGAUUUUUUUUUUGUAUCUUUUUUACGCAAGGAUUGUGAAAAUCAUGCUUUAGAAGAAUGCUGUUGCCAUAUUGAUGCUGUAAAAUGGGGACCAUGUAAAGUAAGAACAAAUAAUAAUUGAAAUAAACACUGUGAACUGUAUGUUUAUGACUAUUAGACUAUAUCUGAAUAAAAACAUAACUGAAAGGACCAUUUGAAAUGCUGCCUACACUAAUGCAGUGCUAUGGACGAACUAUAUUCUGUUGUCCUUCGGCUUAUUUGCACCUUGUGAGAUGUGCUUUCUGUUAUUAAGGGAAAAUAAAAAUAUUGUGAAUUAAUACUGGAACUGGACUGAGCCAAUGCUAUGGAUCACAAAUUGGCUUUGAUUUGCAA